Messenger RNA from Onthophagus taurus, 908 nucleotides. Lineage: Eukaryota; Metazoa; Arthropoda; Insecta; Coleoptera; Scarabaeidae. The record is from RefSeq and is a predicted model, not a curated record.
UUGGAACACGAAGUGUUAAAAGUUCACAAAGCCCAUGAAGAACUAGUUCAAACGUGCGAUCGACGCGAACAAUUAGAAAAAACAGCGAGGGCACGAUUACAAAACGAUAAUCGACGAAUAAUUGAACAAAAUCGCACCUUAAAGGAACAAAUGGAUUUUUAUCGUAACCAAGCUUACGCCAGAUCACCAACAGCCGAUGGAUCGGGAAUGGACAGCUUAAGAAAAGAAUUAAAUAAACGGGAAGUUUUAAUUUCCCAAUUAAUAACUCAAAAUAAAGAAUUAGUGGCGGCUAAAGAACGUCAAGAAAUCGAAUUGGCAGCACAACGAGCAACGUUACAAGAACAACGCACUCACAUCGAUAUUUUAGAGGCAGCUUUAAAUAAUGCUCAAGGUAACGUUGUUCGUUUGGAAGAAGAAAACCGGAAAAGGCAAGUUUACGUGGAACGGGCGGCUCAACUCCAACGGGCUUUAUCUUCAUUGCAAUUAGCGAGUGAUCGACGCGAACAAACCGAAAGACAAUUAAGGUUGCAAUUAGAAUUGGAAUUGCAACGAACGAAAAGUGCUAAUUGUAGCGAUAAUUCCGAUACCAAUUUGCAUAGUGAUGCGAUUUCGGAGUUGAAGAGGCGAUUACGCGAUCGCGAGGAGAAAAUUAUUACUUUGGAAGGGGAAUGUUCGAAAUGGGAGCAGAGGUAUUUGGAGGAAAGUGCUUUGAGGCAAGCUGCUAUUGAUGCUGCUAGCAUUCCUAAGGAUGCGAAAAUCGCUGCUUUAGAAAAAACCAGUCAGGAAACUGAGAAGAUUAUCGCCGAAGCACGAAAUGAAAAGAUUCGUCACAUGGAUGAAGUUCAUGCGGCUCAGAAAAAAGUUGCCGAUUUAGAAUCUAAGUAAGAAAGUUACUUUUUUCAGAAAGU